Messenger RNA from Penicillium odoratum, 1221 nucleotides. RefSeq names its product VHS and GAT domain-containing protein. Gene Ontology annotation, cellular component: actin cortical patch. The transcript is spliced from 4 exons. The record is from RefSeq and is a predicted model, not a curated record. Gene Ontology annotation, biological process: actin filament organization; endocytosis; actin cortical patch localization. NCBI's taxonomy places the organism in Eukaryota, Fungi, Ascomycota, Eurotiomycetes, Eurotiales, Aspergillaceae. Gene Ontology annotation, molecular function: ubiquitin binding; phosphatidylinositol binding. Bases 1 to 1221 code for a protein of 406 amino acids.
AUGAAUCGCCUCUUCGACAAAUUGAGUCGACGAGAUAGCCCCAACAGCUCCGCUGCUCCGGCUUCUCCGAGUGACAAUGAGACUACCCAUGACGAGGGUUCUCCCGAAGCACUGAUUCAAACCGAAUUGGUGCGCUUUUGCGAGAAGGAAUCGGGAAAUGAUGAAUUCGUUCAUCUUCCUCGUAUUGUCGAACUUGCCGAGUCUAGCCCCGCCGCCGCCAAGGAAGCUGCUUAUCGCAUAAGGAAGUUUUUGAAGACGCCAACCAGAAUUCCGAACAACGUACAAUACCAGGCGAUUAUGGUUAUGCGCAUCCUCACGGAUAACCCAGGCGCAACUUUUACCCGGAACUUCGAUACGAAAUUCGUCAAAACGAUUGAAGAGCUGCUCCGGUAUGGAAGAGACUACCAUGUGCAGAGCUAUCUCCGCAGCUACCUGAAAGGUCUCGAAAGCACCCAUCACGACGAUCCAUAUCUCCAAGGUCUCCUGCAGAUGUGGGCGAAGGAACAAACCUCCAAGGGCUCCCGGUCCUUUAUGGAUCACUUCCGUCAGCCGAACCAACCGAAUCCGGGGUUUAACGCUCAAAUGGCCCCGCCACCACCGCCGCGUCUAACAGAUCCAGUUACUGCGUGUCCCGACGCAGGCGAACUGGCUGCGCGGGUGGCAGAGGCACGCAACUCCGCAAAGUUGCUCACGCAAUUCGUACAGAUGACACCACCCGCAGAAAUCAACGAGAACGAACUCAUCAAAGAGUUUACCGAUCGCUGCCGAACAUCCUCGCGACUCAUUCAGUCUUACAUUCACGCGAACAACCCCGCCCCAGACGAAGACACCCUUCUUACACUGAUUGAGUGUAAUGAUGAGGUCUCCGUUGCUCUUUCGAAUCAACAGCGCGCUAUGCUGAGAGCCCGCAAGGCCCAGGGCUCGGCGAGUCCAAGCGGCAAUGAUUCUGUUUCCCCAGUCAUGGCUUCUGGUGCUCGCCAGGUACCUGAAAGCAACCCAUCGCAGGAGGCAAGAACAGGCGCAUUGAUUGACUUGGAUAACCCGGUGACGGAUAGCCGUAUCAAUCCUGUUCGAGACACCCAGGAUUAUGAAUACCGGGCAGAGGACUUUCAAGUCGAUAAUCCAUUUGCGGAUAACAAUAUUGCAAAUGACUCAAAUGUGGAGCGGAAUCCGCACAGCGUUGAUUCGCUUGAAGAUACCCUCGACCCAAGCGUUCUUUGA